Molecule: messenger RNA, 1713 nt
Organism: Protopolystoma xenopodis
Lineage: Eukaryota; Metazoa; Platyhelminthes; Monogenea; Polystomatidea; Polystomatidae
Source: the annotation of a GenBank genome assembly
AUGAUAUUUGGUGGAUUAACCGUUGGACGAAUAAUUUGCCAGCGAUUGACACCGGUUGCACUCAGUGAAAUUGAUUAUUUUGAAAAACUUAAGUCACGGGUUAUUGAAUGUCACAGGAACCCCGAGUUCCGUGUUAGAAUUGCUGCUGGAGAUCUGAUGGGAAUUAUGUGCUCCAAAACUGGUGAGCAUCUAUUCAGGUAUUUCCUCCCCUCGGUCAAGAAAGGGAUCAGUGAGAACCUGGAAAGAAGUUCAGAAUGCCAAAUAGGGCCUCCCUCCGAUUUGCCGAAAGAAAUAAAAGAAAAAAUUUCCAUUCUUCAUGACACCGCGGGCUGGAAGCAUUUGGAGACCUGGAUGAAAUGCCUACAAUCAUUGAUCGCAGGUCUUGGUCCAGAAAGGUUUAAACAAAUUCAAGAUCCCGAGUUAUUGGAUAUUAUUUUCAAGGCAGUCGCUCAUACCAAUCGUUUCGUAAGAGAGACUGGUUACGAUCUCCUGCAAAUACACACAGAGAACCUAGGUUAUCAUGGUUCAAAUAAGAACUGCGUUUCGAAAGGCGAAUCGGAUUUUAUAAGAAUAUCUAAACAAAUUUCAGCUGGCCUUUCAGAUAACUGGAGUCAAGUCAGAAUGGCAGCGUCUAGGGCCGCACGGAUGUUUUUUUCAGUUCCUCCUCCAUCUGGAUUCAGUUUUACCGAUGUCUAUCCAAUUUUGUUGCCUCCGAUUUGCUUAAAUCGAUACUACAUUGCCGAAGGCGUGCGCCUCUAUAGCCAGGAGACGUGGAAAUUGGUAACAAAUGGCAAAGGCAAGCAGCUCCUAGAAUCUUGUCUCGAGCAAGCACUCAAUUUCUACAUAUUGCAAUCGGAUGCCGACAACCAUGCCGUUCGUGAAGCUGCCUGUGCUUCAAUAGCAGAAGCGGGAUGCAAGCUAAAUCGUGAAUUACUGCGCCCACAUAUCUCUUGCUUGCUUGAGGCCCUAAUCGUCUGCUUCGGAGAUGACAGCUGGCCUGUGCGGGAUGCAGCUUGUGUGGCUUCUGGAAAUCUUGUGGCUGCUUUUGUUCGUGAUGUCAGAACAUUACUCGACCUGGAGGGACAUGCUGAUCUUUUUAUGAUUCACUUUCUUCAUAAUUUGUCCGACAGUAUUCCUUCAGUCCGCCUCGGGGCAGCUCAGGCUAUCGCGCAGAUAAUUUCAUCCACACUGAAAGAAGACGAAGAAUCUGACGCCGAUGUAGAGUCGAAAGCGGCAAACCAACUCCUUAGACAGAGGUACCUUGAUUUUGUCUCAACCAGUCUCGAAAAGGUUUCAGAACAGCCGGCCGAAUCGCAUGGUGCUGCUUCGGAGCGUCUUGAUGGAAUCGGACCUGGCUCUUCGCCUGGUCUUAGGCGAGUCACCGUGGAUCCCCAUGAUUCUCGACACACUGAUCAAGUAAUGUAUUCUUGUGGCUCUCUCGCACCGAAACUCCAUAAAGCAGGGAAUAUGGUGCGCUUUACAGGCUUAGUUGAAGAUGGCAUUGACCACAGGAGGCAGAACUUGGUAUGUUUCACGAGGUCUCGGUCACCCGGAGCAUGUUACGAUGAAGGGGCAAAACCAACAUCACAUCUAAAGAACACUGGUCGCACCUUAAAGUCGUAUCAUCUUGAUCAUUCUAUCUACAGGACUCACCACGGCUUACCUGCAAACUUUCGCCUUCGAGCUGGCACAUCUGAACAAAAUGCGAAUUGA